Aspergillus nomiae NRRL 13137 is the source of this 894-nucleotide messenger RNA. RefSeq lists its product as uncharacterized. The record is from RefSeq and is a predicted model, not a curated record. The coding region runs from base 1 to 894 and encodes 297 amino acids. Lineage: Eukaryota; Fungi; Ascomycota; Eurotiomycetes; Eurotiales; Aspergillaceae. The transcript has a single exon.
AUGAGUAUCUUCUCUAAGCUAUUCAGAUCCUGUAUCCAGGGUCGACGGAGACAGAGACAGAAACAGAAACAUGAGCGGGAUACACCGCCGGCUGUGCCGCCUAAGGAUCCUGUGCCUUACUCCUGUCCGCCGGGGGUGAACCCGGAUUUGGUGAAGAAGCCUUCUAUUCGGAUUGUGGCGAAGGAUGAGGAUGAUGAGGGGAGACCACGGUCUGGCUGUGGGGGAGGCAGUCAUUGGGGGAAGGCAGUUGAGGCGCCGGUGAAGGUGUCUGAGGAGACGUUUGUGGCUGUCGAGGGGGAUACUGGGUUUGAAGGUGUGGAGAAAGAUGUUAAAGAUGAGGAGGAGGGCGACCAGGAUGAAGAGAAAGGCGAUGCUCAGGUCAAGCAAGACAACGAGCAAUUGCACUGCAUUCCCGAGAGGCCGCAAAGAAAAAACACCGUUAAAGGACCCGAAGUGAGGAGCCGGAUGAUCGAAGACAUCCCCGAAGAAGCGGACAAAGAAGCUGAAUCAAAGGCAAACGAGCACGACGACACAACAAUCCCAGCCAAGGAUGAACAAGGCAUGCCAGCCUGGCGGGUUAGUCGUCGUAAAUCUCUCAUCGAAAUCAUCAACCUCCUGCAAGCUACUGCGGCGGCGGCGCCAAAACUAUCCAGUAUCCGACUCCCCAGCAUCCCGCCUAAGUCGCCGCUUCGCACGCGCGGGUCGGCAGCAUCGCUUUCUUCUUCUGUGUCCUCGGUCACAAUGACGGAAGAUGAGCCAACUAAUCUGAAGAAGGAACGAAGGAUGGCCGCGGUGAUGUUUCGCAGUGGUCGGCUUGGGAACCGCAAGUCGGCGGAUGAAACGAUGAUAGCAGCAGCUACGGCUGCGGGUAAGGAGAAGCCUCUUUUUUGCUAA